UUCAACACAACCUAAGCCUUUCUCAUUACAAAAAACAACACUUAGUUACUAACUUUCUUGACCAUCGCCAAUGGAGAGAAUAAGAGAUUUGUCGUCGAAGAAAGCGGCGGUGAUAUUCACAAAGAGCUCAUGUUGCAUGUGCCAUAGCAUCAAGACGCUAUUCUACGAACUAGGCGCUAGUCCGGCGAUUCACGAGCUCGACAAAGACCCCGAAGGCCGUGAAAUGGAGCGAGCCCUACGUGCCCUUGGUUCAUCGAACCCGGCGGUUCCAGCUGUUUUCGUUGGAGGAAGGUACAUCGGAUCAGCCAAAGACAUCAUCUCAUUCCACGUCGACGGGUCGCUCAAGCAGAUGCUUAAAGACGCUAAGGCCAUUUGGUUAUAGCGUCCGAUCAUCGUACAUGUAUGUAUAUAUCUAUAUAUGUAUAUGUAUGCACAUGUAAUUGUGUCAAUAAUCGAAGUGCUAAAAG
Molecule: messenger RNA, 467 nt
Organism: Arabidopsis arenosa
Lineage: Eukaryota; Viridiplantae; Streptophyta; Magnoliopsida; Brassicales; Brassicaceae
Source: the annotation of a GenBank genome assembly